This is a messenger RNA of Mercurialis annua (annual mercury), 3210 nucleotides long. RefSeq names its product adoMet-dependent rRNA methyltransferase SPB1-like. Lineage: Eukaryota; Viridiplantae; Streptophyta; Magnoliopsida; Malpighiales; Euphorbiaceae. The transcript has 12 exons. The coding region runs from base 1 to 2523 and encodes 840 amino acids. The record is from RefSeq and is a predicted model, not a curated record.
AUGGUUACUACUCGCUCAGUUUCGAAAAAAAAUCCUAAAUCUCCCUCUAAAAUCCCUAAACGAAAGAAUCCAGCGAUGAAACGGAAGAUUGAUUUUGUGGAGACUGAAAUGAGAGUUUCAGAUGAUCAUGAUGACGAUGACGACGAUUUUCAGGAAGUUCCGAUGCAAGUUAAGAAAAAAAUGAAACCAAACUUUUCUGUUGGUGAAAGUUCUAAAGCUAUUAGAAAUGUUAAGUUAAUAAUGCCUCAUGAGCAUUUUCCCCACAAGAUUCUUCAUAAUGCUGGUGUUUCUGUCAUUUCUAAUAUCAAAAAACUUUUACAACCUGAAACUUUAGAAAGGUUUUCAAAAUCUGUUUUUGGAUAUUUUUUACGCAUGAAAGAGUAUAAACUUCAAGGGCAGUUGAUUCACUGUUUACUGCUUAGAGAAGUUAAACAGCCUGUUAAAUAUGAGUUGUGGAUUAAGGUGUCAGGAAAGUUUCUUAAGUUUUCAAUCGACGAAUUUGCUUUAAUAACCGGUUUGAAAGUUAAUGGCAGUGUUGAUUUUAAGUCUCAGAAUACUGUGUCUUCUGACUUUAGAAAAAACUGUUUUGGAAAUGUAAAAAAAGUUUCAAAAAAGUUUUUGGAGGAUAGCUUUGUUUCUAAGCGUUGGAAUAAUGAGGAAGAGGCUUUUCAAAUGGCUGUUUUGUAUUUUAUUGAGAAUUUUCUAUAUAACAACAAAGAUGAGUCAAAUGUUCGUGAUAAGAAUUUUGAUCUUAGAAAAAGUUCAAAAACUGGUCAUCCUAAUUCCUCUCGAUAUGAUGGAUUUCCUUUGGCUUUCCAAACUUGGUUUUUUGAGUGUUGCCCUACAAUUGAAAGCGCAGUUGCUACUAGUUCAGGAAAUGAAAUUCCUCGUAUACUGCGUUGGGAGGUGUUAGAGGUCCAAGAACGCUCGUAUUUCUUGCGAAACCUAUUUGAUAAAACUGCUGACCAGUUGAAAUUAAGCAAUUUACAUCCCACUGGCGAGGAGAGGUCAGCGCUGGAUUUAGAAGGUUUGUUUGUCAAAGGAAAGCGGAAAGUUGAGAAUGAGCCAGAAGCAAGUGAAGGGAUUUCAAUGAAAACUAAAAUUCAUAAAUUGUUUUGGGAUCAAUCUAAGUUUUACCAUGAGUUUCAGAAUUUCAAGAUAUUUGUAGAGAAUCAGUUCUCUGGUAUUAAUACUCAGUUUGGUGAACUGAAAGAUUUGAUAAAAAAUGGUGUUGGUGGACAACCUAUUCAGGUUGAAGAUGAUGAUAAUGGUGUGAAUGAUUUUCAUCGUAAUGAUGACAACGAGAAAGAGGAGGAUAAUAACAAAGACGAAGAUAAUAAGAAAGAAGAAAAUGACGAUGAUGAAGAGGACGAUGGUGCUGGUAAUUUCGCUUCUGAUUCUGUUUUGAGUGAGAGGUUCAAUUAUGAAUAUAAGUUGGAAGAUGAUGAUGCUGUUGGUAGUGGUGAAAAAAAUGAUGAUGAGGGUCACAAUGUUACAAAAGAUAAUAUCAAGGCAUUUUCACUGCAUGAUGGUUCAACUUCCAAUGUUGAAGAAGUCAACACUCAAAGUACUAUAGGUGUAGCGACUUCUUCGACGUUUGAUUCCAUCGAUCUUAGUGCCCUUGAGGAAGCUGCUGUUCUGAAAAUGGAAUCUGAAAAAGAAGCUGCUGUUCCUCCUGCUGAGUCUUGUGGGAAAGAUGCAAAGAAAGAUGUUGCUGACGACAACAAUAAAAAUGAAGAUUCUGAAGAUGACGAUAAAGAUAGUGACGGUAAUGACGAUGAUAAUGAGAAUGAUGACGGUAAGACUAAAGAAGAUGGUAAGAAACCGGAUGAAGACGAGGAUAAUGAGAAGAACGAUGGUUCAAGUCAUGGAAAUGUCGCUGAUGAUAGUGGACAUGAGCAGCAGGAUGAUGUUGAUAGGGGCGAGAAGAAAUAUGAUGAGGGUCAUAUAGUUUCUAAAGUGGUUGACACAGCUGUGAAAUAUAGUGGAAGGGGUUUCUGUUUUGAUAGCGGUCCAAGUUUUAAGUUCGAUGAAUUAAGUAGUCAAAGUACCGUUGGGGCAGAAACCUGCUCUACAUUCAAUUCUAGCGAACUUAAUGCCCUUACAAAAGCUGUAGAGCUUGCUGAGAAAGAAGCUGCUGAUAAGAUGUUGGGCCAUGGCGUUGAUGAGGAUGUCGGAUAUGAUGAGUCCUUACUGACUGAUAUGGUCAAUAAGAUUGAAAAGGAAGCUACUGAUGCUUUGUUGAAAAAGGAAGCUGCUGGUUCUGUUGAAAAACAAGAAUCUGAGAUAAAGAAGGCAGCUUUGAAAGAAAUUGCUGUGUAUCGAGGCAGUCCAUCUGAGCAAAUUGAAAAGAUUGCCUCUAAAUUCAAAGUUGCUGAUGUGGUGCCUCUAGCAUUUGUUAAGGCUAAGCCGGAUGUGGUUCUUAAAAAGGGAUUGUUUCCUCUUGAUGAUGAUAUUUGUAAAGAUACAGGUUAUGCGGGACAGAUGGAGUUUAAUAACUGGGUUGACGAAAAGUUUAAGUAAGACUAUAAUUGUGAUAUGUUAUAUUUACCAUUUUUUGCUAGAAGGAUUGCUUGAAUGUUUUUUUACCUCCUAUUUGUUCUUUUUUUGUAGUCGAAAUGCUUAUGAAGCAGGUUUCGACAUUAUCGAAACUCCGUUCAAUUAUGGCGUGGAUCAGGUGGAUAACAAAAAUUGGUUUCAUUCGCUUAAUUACUCGGGUGAAUUAUUACAGUGUCGUCAUAUCAACAUUGUUAUGUACUACAUUCGUAAAAGAGCCAAGUAUAGACCUGUUGGUGGUGUGCGAAUUACGACAACUGACUGCCUCUUCGAUGAUAGAAUGACUUCAUACUAUGUGGCAUACUUGAAGAGGAAGAAGCCUGAAUCUACUUCAGUUACUGAUCAUAGUCUUAUUGCAAAGUAUAUUUGUGGAUACAAGAUGCUUUGCAAUACACAUUGGGAGAAUGUAGAUGAGGUGUUGUUUCCAAUGAACAUGAAGAAGCAGAAGCACUGGAUUUUGGGGCGUUUGGUCUUCAAAGAAAGAUGCAUAUAUGUGUAUAACUCUAUGAGUUCAAAUGUGGCGAAGAAGUCUGCAGUUGAAGCAACUACAAAAUAUUCUGUUCUAAUUCCACUUUUUUUAUCUCAGAUGAAUUUUUAUGAGUUGCGCAGUGACAUUGAUCUGACUUCUCAGCCUUAUUUGAAUAAGAAUUCAAC